AAACUCUGCCCGUUAACACGAGACAACUCUCAAACAGUUAUUCAAAGCCUCGGAAUAGUAUAUUCAUGUCCCAGACCUGACAGAGGGAUCAAAGAGAAAUAACAGGAUGUCUCACGAGACAGUUGUUGAAAAAAGAAGUAAAAAGAAAUGCCAAGAACUUCCCUGUUUGACUUGUUCAUCAUUAGGUGGACACAUCGCAAACAACACUCACAAUAAGAAGACUUCAUUUGACAACAUUUAUUCUUGUAUGGAACUGUGUACAGAUAGCAAUGACAAUGGAAUCAUUUAUUUGAACCCUCAAACACCAAAUAGUUCUCUUGUGGAGAUUUUUGCUGAGCCAGCAGAAGAAACAGAAAUAUAUGAUAAACAAGCACACAACACAGCCUUGUUACAAUGCACUAAAUACACUGAAACCAAUAAAAUAUUUGACCCUAAUGACUUACUUUUGGGUGCAUUGUAUCGAAAGGAAAGAAACUUUCUCAAACAUAUAAAAAGCCAAAGUGAUGUUUCAUCCAAACAGGUAAAUGAGAAAUAUUGUUCAAACAAAAGUGACAAUAAGAUUGAAAAAAAGAAUGUAAAUAGUUCUUCUGUUAAGAAUCUACUUCAAAUACAGGAUGAUGUCAAAGUCCCUGGACUUUUGAUUGGAUUGAAAAAACAGUGUGCAAGCGAACCAGAAGACCGCCCCUUCAAAUGCAUGCACUGCCACUGGGCUUUCAAGAAACUUUGCAACCUACAGAGUCACCUACAAACACACACUGGCCUCAAGCCACAUGUAUGUGAUAUAUGUGGCAAAGCUUAUUCUCAUCAGGGAACACUGCAGCAGCACAAGCACCUGCACACAGGUGAAAGACCAUAUCAGUGCCCCUUCUGUGUAAAAACAUAUAUCUGGUCCUCAGAUUACCGGAAACAUAUUCGCACACACACUGGUGAAAAGCCUUACAUCUGUGACACUUGUGGAAAGGAUUUCAUCCGCUCCUCUGACCUGCGGAAGCAUGAACGAAACAUGCACAUCAAUGACAAACCUUUUCUAUGUACACACUGUGGCAAGACCUUCAACAAACCUCUAUCCUUGAAGCGUCAUGAGCGGAAGCACUUGGGUGAAAAGCCUUUCUCCUGCCCUGAUUGUGGAAAAGCAUUCACCCUUGCCAGUCGCAUGGCAGAGCACCAGAAAAUUCACAAAGGAGUGCGUCCAUAUGUAUGCUCUGUGUGUUCAAAAUGUUUCACUAAAUCCUCAAACCUGACAGAGCAUGAGGCUAUUCACAGUGGAGUGAGGCCUUACAUGUGUACAGAGUGUGGUGUGGCGUUUACCAUGGCUUCCCGCCUGGCUCGUCACCAGAUCGUCCACAGCAAACAGAAACCCCAUAGUUGUAUGGGUUGCAGCAAAAACUUCAGCCAUCUUUUACAACUGAAGAUUCAUCAGGAAAAAAACUGUGCCGGGAGGAUCUUUGUCUGUGUAGAGUGUAACAAAUCUUUUCAGUGUGCCACAAAGCUUAAACAGCAUGUGCUGAAACACAGGGACAAAAGUGUGUGAAUCUAUUUAAAGGCUGAAUAAAUCCAUCCCUUUGCUGGAACAUUCUACCAUAUAUCUAAAUAUUUGAAAAUAUAGCUGUAUUUUUAAAAUGUAUCCGGAGACUUUGAACCCAUUCAGUGAUUAAGGGCAACAGGUUAUGUUGUAUAAGUGAAUACAUGUAUUUAUGAUUAUUGCAACUGUUCUUUCCAUCCCUUUUCCACAACACAGUGCUGGGUACCAAGCACCAUGUUGUGGAAUUAAUAUUUCCAUGAGCACAACAUUGAUAACUGACAGUGUGAUAUGAAACUGGUAACAAGACUUACAGGCCAAUUUUUAAGUAAAAAUGCACAUUCAGUUAAGGGAUUAUGCAGUGAUAUACAAUUCAAGUAAUUGUACAUGUGGUGUCUGAGGUGGUACACACCUACCUACUCUAAGUAAAGUGUCCUUACUUGAGAGUGGUAUUGUGCAAUGUAUGGAUACACAGGGAAUUAAACACUAAACAAUGGCAACAGUGACCUCAUACAGGUGACGACUGCUGUAGUAUCCAUUUUUAGAUAACAAGCUGUCUAUUUUUCUUACAAAUUGAACAUUGUUACAUUUUCUUCGGCGCAAAGUGGUAGUUACAUCUGGUGAGCUGUGGGCAGAUAUAGCAUUCUUUUUUACUUCACAAACAAACAGCAAUAAUCAAAGAUCAAAGCAGUCACAAUAUUUAUAGGUCACAUCUUCAGGUUUUACAAAAUCCCCUUUUAAAUGUUUUGGUGAUGUCUUGUUAAAGUUAUGAUAUUUGUAAACUGGCAGUGGUAAUAAUUGCAUGGAACUCACAAUGAACAUUUUUCUGUGAACUGUGACAUAUUUUAUUGAUAAUGGAUAUUACGUUAAAUAAAAAAAUCUAUUUGGUUUUUUAAAUUUCAAAAUUAUGCUUUUUGCUCAACCAUAUUGACGAAAAUAAAAAAAUAAAUAAUCAGCUUGCCGAAGUUGCGCUGAAAAAGGGAUAUAACGCACUAUAUUGCAUAUUCUUUACAUUUUAACUGAAAUUAAGAAAAAAAGCUGUCAAAAUGUGCUGAGUUGUAAAGGUUAAAAAAGAAACAUUCAUGUGAUGAGUAAAAUUACACGUUUCGAUAAAUGUACAACAGAUAAAAUUAUAUUAAUGUUUUAGCUCCAGAGAAAAAGAUGUGUAUAGCAGUACAUGUCGGAAUUCACUCUGUAUUCUUUGUUAUUGACUUUGCUUCAUUUUAAUCAUAUUGUUUGUAUGUUUAAAAGAAAAUCAAAUAAACACCAACAAUGCAAAUCUGUCA
Cololabis saira (Pacific saury) is the source of this 2805-nucleotide messenger RNA. It is a transcript of the gene znf648, whose product is annotated as zinc finger protein 648. Gene Ontology annotation, biological process: regulation of DNA-templated transcription. Gene Ontology annotation, molecular function: RNA polymerase II cis-regulatory region sequence-specific DNA binding; DNA-binding transcription factor activity, RNA polymerase II-specific. The record is from RefSeq and is a predicted model, not a curated record. The transcript is spliced from 2 exons. The coding region runs from base 107 to 1531 and encodes 474 amino acids. Lineage: Eukaryota; Metazoa; Chordata; Actinopteri; Beloniformes; Belonidae.